AACUUGAGCAACACGUCCAAGAGAGUACUAGCAGCUGAGACACGCUCAGGCACAGGCAGUAUCAUAAUUCAUACUCUACCCUCACCCCCACACACUCACUCACACUCACACUCACACACACGCUCAGGGACAUCUGGGAGCAGACGGACUGUGGAUUUGCACCUGACGCUGCCUGGGGGACAAUGUUUUUCACGCGGGAAGAAGUGUUUAACGCAGCAUGUGUGUGUGCAUGUGUGUGUGCGCUGCUGGCCGUGAGCAGCGCGCAGCUUACUGAGGACGAGCAGCAAGUCAUCCUGGAACAGCACAACCUCCGCCGCGCACAGGUCGACCCCGCCGCCGUCUACAUGAGGAAGAUGAGCUGGGAUGAGAACUUGAAGAUCGUGGCAGAGGGCUAUGCUGCGAAGUGUAGGUGGGACCACAACCCUGAGCUGGAGGACAUCGGAGAGAACCUGUACGUCACCAACGGGCCUCUGGACCCGGUCGAGGCCAUCCACAAAUGGUUCAAAGAGCACGAGAACUACAACUACACCAGCAACGAGUGUGACGAGGGAGAGAUGUGUGGUCACUACACACAGGUGGUGUGGGCAGACAGCCAUAAAGUGGGGUGUGCUGCCCAUCUGUGUGAAGAAAUAGAGGGAAUCUCCUUUGGGAAAGCCAUCAUCCUCGUGUGUAACUACUUCCCCACGGGUAACUAUGAGGGAGAGAAGCCGUAUGCCGAGGGAGAGUUCUGCUCCCGUUGUCCCGAAGACGUUCCACGCUGCGAGGACUUCCUGUGUGUGCCGGAGGAGCAUCCGUCUGAGGAGCCUGACCUGACAGAGAGUUGGGCCACUGAGACAGCCCCCUCCCCCGAGCCCCCGGGCACUGCCCCCCCGCUGCCCCCAAGCGCCACCCCAGCGGAGGACUCUGCCCCAGAGGACCCCCCCAGCGCCAGCUCCAGCGCCAGCCCUGCAGGAGAGGGGGGGGCAGAAGGCACCCCCCCAGUGGAACGGAGGGUGGAGGUAGACCUCAGUCUGGAGGAGGUGUGGAUGGAUGUGGAUUUACUCCUGCAGGCCCACACCCCCAGAAGCAGCGCCCCCGAGGCGGGGGGGAGGGGGAGAAGUGAGGUGAAGACCCACAAGGGGACAUCAUCAGCCAGCGGGGCGUGGCAGAGGGUGGGGCCAGGGAUGCUGCUUCUGAUUGGCUUGGGUACGUGCCUGUUAGCUUGACAGGUUCUGGAUUGGCUGAGAGAGGGUGCCACAGGACCGUUAGGGGGUGGGGCGGGUGAGAGAGUAAAACACUGAGGUCUUGACUGUUGGUGAUGAGUGAGAGAGUGAGAGAGUGAGGUAGUGAGAGAGUGAGGAGAGUCUGAGGGGGUUGAAAAGGGAGUUUGUAAAGGUGAGAGAUGCUCAGGUGUGUCUCUGUGGAACAGUGCAGUCACACACACACUCACACACACUCACACACACACACUAGACUUCACCCUCACCCUCUUACCUGACCCACUCCUUUACACUCACACACACACACACACACACACACACACACACACACUAGACUUCACCCUCUUACCUGACCCACUCCUUUACACUCACACACACACACACACACACACAUACACUAGACUUCACCCUCACCCUCUUACCUGCCCCACUCCUUUACACUCACACACACACACACACACACACACACACACACACACACACACACACACACUAGACUUUAUGUUUAUAAAUACAUAUCAACAUAUCAUGCACAUCAGUAUUUGUUUACAUUUAAGAAUUUAAUUCCUCAAUUCAUGUCUUAUUAUGUAUACUGAAUGUCUUUACAGGAGGGUAUAGAUUGGUCUCUUUGAUCUGGAGCAAAUACUUGUGUAACCAGUUUCCUUUUUUCUGAAGACUCUUUUCAUGUCAUUCCGAAUGGCCAUUAAGGCUGAUAAACAUCUGUUAAAUAUUGCAGACUGUGCCUUUAAGGUAGCCAGGUAGCUGGACACAAUAGGAGCCAGGCUAGCUUUAAAGGGGCAGCGUAGAACACUUUGCUACUCCCCUGUCAUUCCCAGUCGGGUACGUGAGGCAUCAUUCCUUACUGUAGGACCCCUCAUAACAGCUCAUAACAGCUCAUGACGCCUCAUAACAGCUCAUGACAGCUCAUGACGCCUCAUAACAGCUCAUGACAGCUCAAGACACAGAUUCAUAACAGCUCAUAACAGCUUAUAACAGCUCAUAACAGCUCAUGACAGCUCAUGACAGCUUAUAACAGCUCAUAACAGCUCAUGACAGCUCAUGACAGCUCAUGACACAGGUUCAUAUCAUAACACGUAUCUCCUUCUGCUUGGCCUGUUUCUGCUUCCUUUGCAAUCAUAACUGACUGCAGUUGGCUGUAUGUAUCUGUAAAUGUAUAGCAUCCACAAAUGAUGGCUACAUGCAAAGAAAUAUGGUCUGUGUUUUCUAUAUUGUUUUAUUCAUAUAGGAAUUUUAUGGAUAAAGAUUUUUUUUGUUUUUUUUACUUGUAACACCAUCUUAGCUCCAAAGCAAUGUUUUUUUGACAAGCAGAAACAGUACAUGGCAGUAACUGGUCGUCUUAGCAACGUCUCCAUUAGAAUGCCACACACAGGGACAUCUGGGUUUUGUUGUGAAACUUCA
Messenger RNA from Clupea harengus (Atlantic herring), 2618 nucleotides. Its product is annotated as peptidase inhibitor 16. The record is from RefSeq and is a predicted model, not a curated record. NCBI's taxonomy places the organism in Eukaryota, Metazoa, Chordata, Actinopteri, Clupeiformes, Clupeidae. Gene Ontology annotation, cellular component: extracellular region.